AUGUUUUUAGCUAAUAACAAUAAACCACCUGUAAAACUUCCAUAUCUUGGCCGUCUUGAACUUCUAACAAUUGAAGGUAUUCCAUCUGGUUUACAACAUCUAAAAGAAUUACUUCUUGCUGCACCAAAUUUAUGUGUAUUAGUCAUUGAUUUAGAUUGUUUACUUGCAUUACUUGAAAAUAAAGAUGAACCACUUAUUUUAUAUGUUCUUCUUCAUCGACAUAUACUUGAUCUUUGUGUUCGUAUUCCAGAUAAUAAUAACAAUGAACAAACAAAAAAAUCAAAAUUAACUAUUGAAAAAAUUCAUUUUAUCGCACGAAUAUUUACUCGUGUCAGAAAUUUAACAAUAGAUUAUGAAACAUCAGAAGAAUAUAUUGAAUUAAAUAUAAUAAAAUCUAUCAUAAAUGAGUUUAAACAACUUGUUAUAUUUCAUAUCUAUGGUAAAAUUCCAAAUGAUAUGUUGGAGAAUGAUAUUCGACAAUGGGUGAUUAAACAAAGUUCAUUUCGUAUAAAAUCUCUAGACAUAUUUCGAGUAGAAUGUAGUAAUGAAUGGUUUAAAUUAUGGUUAUAA
Molecule: messenger RNA, 570 nt
Organism: Rotaria sp. Silwood1
Lineage: Eukaryota; Metazoa; Rotifera; Eurotatoria; Philodinida; Philodinidae
Source: the annotation of a GenBank genome assembly